AUGAAUGUAAUUGAUCAAAAACACAGUGGGGUAUUUUUUGUUGAUGGUCCAAGAGGAAAAGGUAAAAUAUUCCUUUAUAGAGCAUUAAUGGCAAGUUUACGAAGUAGAGGAGAAAUUGUUUUGGCAACUGCAUCAGCUGGUAUAGCUGCAACGUUGUUACCCGAUGGUAGAACUGCGCACUCUCGAUUUAAGAUACCUAUCGAUAUACAUCCGAGUUCCAUUUGUGGUAUUCAAAAGCAAAACGAUCUUGCAAAUCUCAUUAGGGUUUCUGCUGCAAUAAUUUGGGAUGAAGCCCUAAUGAUAAACAAAAAUUAUUUGGAAGCCUUAGAUCGAUCAUUACAUGACAUUUGUAGCAACAAUACUCAUUUGGAGGAAAAGUUAUGA
Molecule: messenger RNA, 384 nt
Organism: Lathyrus sativus (Indian pea)
Lineage: Eukaryota; Viridiplantae; Streptophyta; Magnoliopsida; Fabales; Fabaceae
Source: the annotation of a GenBank genome assembly